Procambarus clarkii (red swamp crayfish) is the source of this 5580-nucleotide messenger RNA. RefSeq lists its product as uncharacterized. The record is from RefSeq and is a predicted model, not a curated record. Lineage: Eukaryota; Metazoa; Arthropoda; Malacostraca; Decapoda; Cambaridae.
CGUCGAGGGACGAGGCGUCGAGGCGAGGAGUGAGGGCCACGCCGCCACAGUCCAGGUCCAGACACCUUCCCUUACGGACGCUCCUGCACGCCCCACGCGCCCGACCACCGCCUGACCUCGAGCCCGCCAGCUGCCUCACUGAAGGAACAGGAGGAGGAGGGAACGAAGCGGGAAGGAAGAGAUAACGCAACAGAGGGAGAAAUAAAAUAGAGAGAGAGGGCGAAGCAGCGAGCAUUCACCAGAGAAGAGAGAAGGGCAACGAGGAUGGCGUGUACCCUAAAGUCUGUCGUUGUCUGUGGGGUCUUAUUGGCCAUUAUUGACAUUCUUCACGGUCUGGUCACGCUGGGCUUCUACGGCUACCAGUUCAUUGUAGAGUCCUUCUACCUGUGUCCCCUCAACCUGCCCGUCGAGAAGUGCCACAACAAGAUCUACAUCUACGAGCAGAUGUUCGAGAUGCGUGUGUACAUCGGCAUCGGAGAGGGCAUCGCCUGCGUCCUCUUCUCCAUCAUCUACAUCGUCGCAUUAGUCAAGCACAAACCUUCACUCACCUGGAUAUGGCUGAUGAAGUCGUUCGCGGUGGUGGCCAUCAACGUGUACUACCUGGCCGCCUGGCUCAUCCGGCAGGGUCGCUACGACCACAUCGAGUGGGAGAAGCAGGUGUACGAGGACCAGUUCAUCUUCACCGCUGAGGGCCUCACGCUCGCUCAGAUCAUCAUCAUGGUUCUCUUCUGCCUCAUCGGCGGCAUCUUCACUUACAAGGUGUGUGAGGAGAGGACCGCAAGCAGACGCAGCCUGCGACACCGCCGCAAGUGGGGGUCGCACGACGCCACGGCCCCGCCCCUCGACAACUACGACGAGGAGGAGACCCAGUACCUGAACGACGCCCUCACCAACAGCGACAAGACCCUGCCAGCGCGCGCAGCCUCCAGACAGUCACUCUCAGAGAUCAGUCGCGCAGACACCUUCAAGCACUCCACCGGGGUCUAAGACCUCGGCAUCGCAAUGGAUCUUCGCUUCGGUGUUUUGGAAAGGCGAUAUAUAUAUAUUUUUUCCCCCGCUAAUGGCUUAAGGGCAUGAGUGACCAUAAGCACACCAAUGUUUAGACUUAUUUUAAACAAUUAGUUCGUGUGCUUCGGUGUUUGGAUGGUGGCACUUUGUGGCCUUCGCCAAGCACAGGGCUUGACACACACCAUACGACACCCUCCGUGUGGGGGGGGGGGGAGGGGGCAGAUGUGAUCUACGAGACGGAGGAUGUGUGAGACACCGCCUCCGCUAGCAGGCAAGACAUAAGUAAUGGUUUCUAGACUUUUAUUUGUGACAAAUAAUAGAUCUAGUAGAUGGAUGUCCUUGCGUUCGGCGGCUGCUCCUCCUCCCUAAAAAAGAAUGCUUAUAUGCACAAAAAGAUUAUAUGCACAGGAAAACCUGCAUAUUUUUUUAGAGCAAUGAAGAAUCUUAUUAAUAUUUCUGUACCAUUCAAGCCGACCACUGCCGUCAACAGACAUCAGCUCAAACACUCGUGAAUCAACAUGUAAACAGUCUCGAAAAGCUUGAAAUUCCCACAGUUAUUAUAAGCUUAAAUGUUAGGUAUUAUUAUUUCGUGUAAAGAGCCACCAAGUCUGUGGCAACAUCGCUCAAGCUCUACGUUCCACCCACCGUUUUCUGUAACAAUGUAGAGGAACUGAUUUUUGUAAAUCAAUGAUUUUACUCCAGCGAGAGAGAGAAGAGACCCAUAGAGACCAGUGUAAGUCCGACACUGUGGUGACGCUAGCUGGGGUAGGUGCUUAAGGAAGUCCCCGGUACAGUAUGGUGUCAGUGGAACCAUUUUUUAGGGGCGAGCGUUCGAGGGUUCCAAGCCACCGUGACAAUACCUGAAGGGCAAACUUGCAUAAAAUAUAACUUUGGUGCAGGUUUAUAGAAUUGUGUGAUCUGGCACAUCAUGUGGUGUCCACUGGCACAUCAUGUGGUGUCCACUGGCACAUCAUGUGGUGUCCACUGGCACAUGAUGUGAUGUCCACUGGCACAGCAUGUGGUGUCCACUGGCACAUCAUGUGGUGUCCACUGGCACAUGAUGUGAUGUCCACUGGCACAGCAUGUGGUGUCCACUGGCACAUCAUGUGGUGUCCACUGGCACAUGAUGUGAUGUCCACUGGCACAGCAUGUGGUGCCCACUGGCACAGCAUGUGGUGUCCACUGGCACAGCAUGUGGUGUCCACUGGCACAUCAUGUGGUGUCCACUGACACAUCAUGUGAUGUCCACUGGCACAUGAUGUGGUGUCCACUGGCACAGCAUGUGGUGUCCACUGGCACAGCAUGUGGUGUCCACUGGCACAGCAUGUGGUGUCCACUGGCACAGCAUGUGGUGUCCACUGGCACAGCAUGUGGUGUCCACUGGCACAUCAUGUGGUGUCCACUGGCACAUGAUGUGGUGUCCACUGGCACAGCAUGUGGUGUCCACUGGCACAUCAUGUAGUGUCCACUGGCACAGCAUGUGGUGUCCACUGGCACAUGAUGUGGUGUCCACUGGCACAGCAUGUGGUGUCCACUGGCACAUCAUGUAGUGUCCACUGGCACAUGAUGUGGUGUCCACUGGCACAGCAUGUGGUGUCCACUGGCACAUCAUGUAGUGUCCACUGGCACAGCAUGUGGUGUCCACUGGCACAUGAUGUGGUGUCCACUGGCACAGCAUGUGGUGUCCACUGGCACAGCAUGUGGUGUCCACUGGCACAUGAUGUGGUGUCCACUGGCACAUGAUGUGAUGUCCACUGGCACAGCAUGUGGUGUCCACUGGCACAGCAUGUGGUGUCCACUGGCACAGCAUGUGGUGUCCACUGGCACAUGAUGUGGUGUCCACUGGCACAGCAUGUGGUGUCCACUGGCACAUCAUGUAGUGUCCACUGGCACAGCAUGUGGUGUCCACUGGCACAUGAUGUGGUGUCCACUGGCACAGCAUGUGGUGUCCACUGGCACAUCAUGUGGUGUCCACUGGCACAUGAUGUGGUGUCCACUGGCACAUGAUGUGGUGUCCACUGGCACAUGAUGUGGUGUCCACUGGCACAUGAUGUGGUGUCCACUGGCACAUGAUGUGGUGUCCACUGGCACAUGAUGUGGUGCCCACUGGCACAGCAUGUGGUGUCCACUGGCACAUGAUGUGGUGUCCACUGGCACAGCAUGUGGUGUCCACUGGCACAGCAUGUGGUGUCCACUGGCACAUGAUGUGGUGUCCACUGGCACAUGAUGUGGUGCCCACUGGCACAGCAUGUGGUGUCCACUGGCACAUGAUGUGGUGUCCACUGGCACAUCAUGUGGUGUCCACUGGCACAUCAUGUGGUGUCCACUGGCACAGCAUGUGGUGUCCACUGGCACAUCAUGUGGUGUCCACUGGCACAUCAUGUGGUGUCCACUGGCACAUGAUGUGGUGUCCACUGGCACAUGAUGUGGUGUACACUGGCACAUCAUGUGGUGUCCACUGGCACAGCAUGUGGUGUCCACUGGCACAUGAUGUGGUGUCCACUGGCACAGCAUGUGGUGUCCACUGGCACAGCAUGUGGUGUACACUGGCACAUGAUGUGGUGUCCACUGGCACAUGAUGUGGUGCCCACUGGCACAUGAUGUGGUGCCCACUGGCACAUGAUGUGGUGUCCACUGGCACAUGAUGUGGUGUCCACUGGCACAUGAUGUGGUGUCCACUGGCACAUGAUGUGGUGCCCACUGGCACAUGAUGUGGUGUCCACUGGCACAUGAUGUGGUGCCCACUGGCACAGCAUGUGGUGUCCACUGGCACAUGACGUGGUGUCCACUGGCACAGCAUGUGGUGUCCACUGGCACAGCAUGUGGUGUCCACUGGCACAUGAUGUGGUGUCCACUGGCACAUGAUGUGGUGCCCACUGGCACAGCAUGUGGUGUCCACUGGCACAUGAUGUGGUGUCCACUGGCACAUCAUGUGGUGUCCACUGGCACAUCAUGUGGUGUCCACUGGCACAGCAUGUGGUGUCCACUGGCACAUCAUGUGGUGUCCACUGGCACAUCAUGUGGUGUCCACUGGCACAUGAUGUGGUGUCCACUGGCACAUGAUGUGGUGUACACUGGCACAUCAUGUGGUGUCCACUGGCACAGCAUGUGGUGUCCACUGGCACAUGAUGUGGUGUCCACUGGCACAGCAUGUGGUGUCCACUGGCACAGCAUGUGGUGUACACUGGCACAUGAUGUGGUGUCCACUGGCACAUGAUGUGGUGCCCACUGGCACAUGAUGUGGUGCCCACUGGCACAUCAUGUGGUGUCCACUGGCACAGCAUGUGGUGUCCACUGGCACAUGAUGUGGUGUCCACUGGCACAUGAUGUGGUGCCCACUGGCACAUGAUGUGGUGCCCACUGGCACAUCAUGUGGUGUCCACUGGCACAGCAUGUGGUGUCCACUGGCACAUGAUGUGGUGUCCACUGGCACAUGAUGUGGUGCCCACUGGCACAUGAUGUGGUGUCCACUGGCACAUCAUGUGGUGUCCACUGGCACAGCAUGUGGUGUCCACUGGCACAUCAUGUGGUGUCCACUGGCACAGCAUGUGGUGUCCACUGGCACAGCAUGUGGUGUCCACUGGCACAUGAUGUGGUGCCCACUGGCACAGCAUGUGGUGUCCACUGGCACAUCAUGUGGUGUCCACUGGCACAUCAUGUGGUGUCCACUGGCACAUCAUGUGGUGUCCACUGGCACAUGAUGUGGUGUGCUGUGUUUCCUUAUAUCGACUCACUCCACCGGACACAGACGUAAUAUAAUGAGUCUCCACAGGUUCAGUGUUCGGAUUAUUACUAUAGUAACAACGGUUAUUUGUUGUUAUUUUUGUGUAAAAGUCCACUACGGGCUCACCAUUGACCGUGCUACUUGCAACUUUUGUUCCCAGGUGCUGAAUCUAAAACAACUACAACUACUUUGUUAUUUAAAGAAAAUUUAUCAGGUUGGGAUGAUAUCUAUAACUCAUUAAUUUGAUGUAUUUUAAUAGACUUUCUCCCUCACAAGACACACACACACACACACACACACACACACACACACACACACACACACACACACACACACACACACACACACACACACACACACACACACACACACACACACACACACACACACACACACAAUAAACACCGCUUGCAGGAAAUAGCUCUUUUUCACACAAAAUUUGAUAUACAAAUUGUUAGGCAUACAAAAUUGUUGCGUCUAAUCCAGACUCUCUCUCGAAUUUCACGAUGUUUCAACAUUUAACUGUUUUAUAUUUUAUUGUAUAAGUUUAAGUGUAUUGCUAAAGGUAAGUAGAGUUUUAUACAAAAUGCUAAGUGUAUUGAGUAAGGUCUGAGGUAUGCCAUGUAUAUAUAUAGAAUGUGUUCAUACUCACGACGCUGGAGAAAGUGGCCAUCUUGCAUCAUCAAUGAUCAUCACAUCAUCACCACGUCAUCUAUCACCAUCACCCCCAUCAUGUUCGCGUCACCACCACAUCACCAUCACCGCAUCACCAUCCUCUGCACCCCAUUAUGUACAUACUGUGAAUCGUGGUUUGUAAAACUUAAAGAAAUAAAGAUCCAUCUAGGAGA